This is a messenger RNA of Rhipicephalus sanguineus (brown dog tick), 3207 nucleotides long. RefSeq names its product interferon-inducible double-stranded RNA-dependent protein kinase activator A-like. The coding region runs from base 1 to 642 and encodes 213 amino acids. The transcript has 3 exons. The record is from RefSeq and is a predicted model, not a curated record. Lineage: Eukaryota; Metazoa; Arthropoda; Arachnida; Ixodida; Ixodidae.
AUGGCGCCACACUGGCACUGCCACCCACCACCACCUCUUCGACCACUGGGCGCUGGCGAGGGAGCAGCACCGCUACACGGAACAGCCGGAGCUGGAGGAGGAGCCGACGCUGCCAGACUCAUGGGCACGGCAGAGGCGGCAGCUGCUGCAGCUGUCAUGCGAGGAGUCAUGGUGCGCCCCUGUAUUUGUGCACAGGAAAAGUUUGGCGAGUCCGGCCUGAACUCUGGCCCUGGUGGCUUGGGCCCCUGCAGCACGGUACUCCAGGAAGCCAAGUGCUACAUGGGGCUGAAGGAGCAGAACAUCAGUGCGCUGACUCCACGACACAGCCAGCAGGUGGGGCAGCUGCUGCGGCAGUUGCAGGCCUCGGACGGAGCUCGGCUGACCAGCCUGCAGGGUACCUCUCUCAGCACGGCGGGCAUUGACUAUGUCGGCUUGCUGCGCGAAAUCGCCGACGAGCAGAGCUUUGAGGUCACUUAUGUGCCAAUAGAUGAGCUCAGCCCUGAUGGUAAGCACCAGUGCCUGGUGCAGUUGACCUCGCUGCCGCUGGCAGUGUGCUUCGGCACAGCCGACACGCCUGAGCAGGCACAGGUGGCUGCGGCGCGCUGCGCACUGCAGUACCUGAAAAUCAUGACCAAGAAGUGAGGCAGGCAGGGUACCUGGCUCAGCAGCAUGCUGGUCAACCUGGAUUGAACAGAGGAGUUCUGCCACACACACGGCAGGAAACCCUAGCAUUUUGAUGUUCAAGGUACCUUGUUCAAAGAAAAAAACCCGUCUCUAGUCAGAUGAGCUGCACUUCGGCCUUUGGCUGUUCCCUCCUCUUCGUUCACCCGCGUCCUUAAUCCGACCUUGGGGCAGUGUUGCGUUCAUCCGGUCCCACGCGGAGUGUGGGGCGGGGCCUAUGCAAGGCCAAGCCUGUGCCGCGGUUUACAUUGCUUUCGUGUCCGCUGGACAACGGAGCAAGUUACUGCAGGCUGGCCCAUAAAGUCUUCCCAUUCUUUUUUUAUCCUUUAUUGGCCUCUACUUCUAGCCAAUUGCAUUCUUGCACAUCUCUCUCGGCAGCCAAGGCUUGCCUCUUUUUUCUUUUUCUCUUUGUUUUACAUUUGGACUGCUCACGCUUGGUAGAGAGAGAGGAGGACUUCAGGUCGAAGCUUUAUCUCACUAAGGUGGCCUGUGAUUAACGCAGGCUCCAGAUCGGUGCUAAAAUGUGCAGUUAACUUUUUUUUUUUUUGCUUUUUCAAAGAACUGUAUUCCUAUUGUUGUUUAGCAUGGUCUGUGGCCUAUUUUUAUUCCUUUGUGUUUCGGCCAAGAUUCUUUGCUUCUGGCUCAGAGAGCAAGGAGACAAUGUGUAACUGGUGACUACCUUCGUGAUCUUUGCUUUUAGACUGUUGACAGAAAUUGCAUGAGCAUUGCAGGGGCGAGUGCAGGUUCGUAACGUGCCACAUUUGCUCGAAAAUGUGUCAACCCCUAUCUAUUGAUUUCACAGGGUAAUGAAGAGUAACUAAAAUAUAAGAGGAACUUGCAUCUCUUCGUUGCACCUGCCAGAGAAAGCAUCAUUGGGUGCUUUGAAGGCAUACUUGGCACCUCAAAUGACAAAUGUCCUCAGAGCCGCCAUGCACGUUCGGUGUGCAGUAUUUUUAAGAGCCAGUCUGGAUAACGUUCGCUGGGCAGAUCCUCCAUCCAUGGGCUCGUUGACAUCUCGAUGGCAUCUUCCCUCGUAAGCCACUUUUUGUAAGACACUGUAAUUAAGGUAAUUAAAAUGGCUUAAUGACUGCAACAUCCACUGGCUGUAGUUGAUACUUCUGCAAUGUAGUUGAUACAUCACAUUGCCAAGUAUGCUGACAAGGUUGCUGCCUGCCUCCAGGUUUGCAUCUUGGACUCCCUGGCAAAAGCGUCUUGUGAACGAGUCCAAGACCAGUAUAUCGAAGCUCCAGGUACACUUUGUCCCAGUUGCUUCAUCGGCACUGUCUGAAACCAUCCUUUUUUACAGUCACCUCAUUUCAUAACCUUCUAAUCAUAUUUGCCUUUUAUUACGAUGGCGCUAACCAGUUGCAUCCACGAGGUUUAUAGACCAUCUGUUAAUGUCGUUACGACAUUUCUUCCUUGUUAUUUUGUGUGUAUGUUUACUUGAAAGUUCAGCGUUUAAUGUACCAGUGAAGCCGGCAUGUUUUCAAAUGAGUAAGGUACGUGGCGGUGUGUUGCAGUCUUUUGCAACGAGUUCACACAAUGCAGUGUCCACAGAUUUCUCAGUAUCGUAGAGCUGCACUAGCCAUAUUCAAUCCGUUCAGCAUCUUAUGCAUCUGCAUAGCCCAGUCUUAAAUAAGCAAAGAAGCUUCGUUAUGCUGCGUUCUUUCUCUCUGCUGUUGAGGGUAAAAGUAGUGGUACACGAGAGCGAGCGAAACUUCUUUUAUUUUUUUGCAAUGCUUCUACCUUAACCAUGCAAAAACUGUUGCCUGAAAGGCUUUUUCCUUUCUUCUUCUUCUUCUUGAACGGACGCUACAAAAGGAGGGAUGAAGAGCGUGGCCUGUUUUUUCAUACUAAGCAAAGAGCCAAAAUUGUGAACGAAGAUGGGGGAACAGCCAGCAACUCUAGCUGCAGAAAGCAUUUUCUCUCACAUUCCGAGGAACUGACAAAAGAAUCGGGCAUCCAACGAUCUGAAAGUCUGGAGAUUGGGAGGGAGGACAGCCACACCAUCUUCUCAAUAUACGGUUCAUUUAUGACAAAACCUUUUUGUUGUUUUUUUUGUUAGCAGAUGUUGUGAAACAGUAAUCACAGCAGUGCUUGCAAGGUCCCUGUGUUGUUCUGACGAGCAUUUUGGAGCAAGAUUUUAACUUUCGUAAUUUUUGAAAGACAAGUUUUUAGGUUUUCUUUCUUAGCACUGGUUUGAAGGUGAGAUGCUACAGUUCUUUAAUGCACACUGAACUUGUUUUUUUUUUUUUCUUUUACUAUUCUGGCACCAUUCUGUUAAUUUUUUGUAGUGUAAUGUAGAGCCACAAUCGUGACUACUCAAGAUUGCUUUUGCAGCUUAUCUAUGGUUGCUGGUGUGUGAAGACAAAUAGGAUGGGACUUCAGGCUGGCAAGGAGGGAAUGAAUAUUAACCGAUCGUGUAGGUGGGAAUUUUUCUCUUAACUAUCAAGCAUGUAGGCUAGCUUUUUUCCCAAUUUCCAACCUUUCAUCUGCAAGUGACAAAAUAAACGGUAAUCAACAAGA